Messenger RNA from Plutella xylostella (diamondback moth), 1671 nucleotides. It is a transcript of the gene ix, whose product is annotated as mediator complex subunit intersex. Gene Ontology annotation, cellular component: mediator complex. Gene Ontology annotation, biological process: regulation of transcription by RNA polymerase II. The record is from RefSeq and is a predicted model, not a curated record. Gene Ontology annotation, molecular function: transcription factor binding; transcription coregulator activity. NCBI's taxonomy places the organism in Eukaryota, Metazoa, Arthropoda, Insecta, Lepidoptera, Plutellidae.
UAUAUCUUAUCUGUGUCUGUGACGUCCGUCUUGACGUGUUGUUUUGAUUUGGUUGAGAAAACGAAAACAAUACCAAUUUAAUUUACGAUUCUCAUUGAAAUCAAGGCGUAAAACUCAAGAAAAUACAUCAUGAAUCAAAUGAAUAUGCACGUCCCCAUGAAUGCUGUGGCCGGGGCACCAAAUGUUGGUAUGCAAAUGCCAGUUACUGGGCCCAUCAUGCAGCAACCAUCUCCUCAACAAAUGCAGCAACAGCAAAUGCAACAGCAGCCGAUGCCGCAGCAGCCGCAACAAGACAAGAUGGACAACAUCUCUAAAGUCAAGACUCUCAUGGGGUCACUGCGGGAGUCUAUACCUAUGACUUUAAAGUCCGCGGCCCAGGUACUUCACCAGAACUACAAUGUUGAUUCCGUCUCUCAGAAGGGCAUCGAAAAUCCAGUACCAAGGUUUGACAAAAAUUUAGAGGAAUUCUUCUCUCUUUGCGAUCAAAUGGAACUGCACCUGCGCACGGCGAUCACGUGCAUCCAGCAGGCGCAGUCGGCGGCGCACUACCUGCCGCUCACCGUCAUCCCCUCGCGCCUCGACGCCGCGCCCACCACGCAGGAAACCAACCCGCUGUCCUACCCUCAAUACCUGGCGACGGUGCGCGCGCAGGUCUCCUACGCGAAGGCUAUCCACGACAUCCUCGAGUCCGCCGCUCAGAACAUCUCCCCGCCCGAGCUGCCGGACAAAGGGCAGGUGUGAGUGAGCGAGGACUGCGCGGCGCGCGUGCAGGACAUUAUUGGUGUGCUUAAAGUGGAUUAGGUUGUGGUGGUAGGGUCAUUCUAGUGAUAGGUAUACGAGAGUUGUCACGCGGUUCAUACGUUUGGCGCAACGCAAGAGUCUUGGUUAGCGCAGCCCUGUUGUUAUGAUAUUUAUUGCACAUAAAAAACCGGCCGGUAAAUUUGUAUAUCUAUGUAAAAUAUCAGCUUAUCUUUACCUGUUUCUGAGAAAAAGGGUGGUGACAGACAGACAAACGGACAAAAGAGUGAUCCUAUAAGCGUUCCUUUUUUCCUUUUGAGGUACGGAACCCUAAAAAGUACAAAGGCGAUCUUAAUACUAGUAGCAUUUUCUACCAGCUAACCUUUGGUGAUAUCGAGAAAGUGAUUGGUAGUGCGAAAGUUUGAAAGGAGAAAAUUUUAUCCACGUUUAUCGAGCCACUGAAAUAUACUUACUUAUACCUACAUAUAUUAUACUAUGACUCUCUCGUUGUAUUAAACAUACCGAUUGUAUGACAGCUCUCGUUCGUUAGUUUUUGUCAAUCUAGAGUGACCCCCAUGACUAGUGACAGUGAAGUGGACAAGCACGCGUCGCGCAGCCGGCAGUAUAUUAAAUAGAACUUUAUAAGGUUAGAAAAGGUUUCUCUUAGAAUUAAUUCAUAGAUUUGACGUUAGUAUAAGUAAGUUCCAGUGACGUAUCUAUGGAACGGCAAUGGCAGGUGGAACUUUUUCAUUGCUCGUGAGUGUAUUAUUAUAAACGGACAAUCAAUUAGAAAAUGAUAUUUAAAAAAACAUAAUCUCCUUCAGGAGAGCGUGGUUCUUUUGUAUUCAAGGUAAUUAUCGAUAAGUAUAGUUUUAGACCUGUAAAUAAUUAAGUAAGAACAUAAAGUUAAUAAAUGAACUGUAAUAUAACAUC